Messenger RNA from Debaryomyces hansenii CBS767, 597 nucleotides. Its product is annotated as DEHA2E23452p. The transcript has a single exon. The record is from RefSeq and is a predicted model, not a curated record. Bases 1 to 597 code for a protein of 198 amino acids. NCBI's taxonomy places the organism in Eukaryota, Fungi, Ascomycota, Pichiomycetes, Serinales, Debaryomycetaceae.
AUGGGCCAUUGGUUUUUAUCGAACAUUCCAUGGAAAUCAUUGAAGGUGUAUACUGUACUUGUGCUUGUAAUUUCACUUUUUAAUGGAGUGGAAAGUAAUGUAUUCAUAGCGGUCACUAUAGGAGGACUUUGUUUUUUCGUGGUUUAUAUUGCAUUCAAUUUUAUUAUUCUUAACGAUAAUUUUAGAGCAAUUAAAAGAAAUAUCAUAAUACCGGAAUAUAUGGAUAAACGACCGUUUAGAGUACUUGAUCCUGUAAAAAAAGAAGUGAUUUUACAGCAAAUACUUGCUAAUGUUAACAAUGCUGUUAAUACUAGAAUGAGAACAGAUUACUCAUUUACAAACACCAUUGAAUUAGGAUUAACAUAUAAUGAGUGUAUGACGAAUUUUCUAAAUAAAUUUGACAAAUCUGAUAAGGGGUUAUCUGAUAAGGAAAUCAAGGGUUGGGAUAGAAUUAUGUUGAUGGCCAAGAACAUGGAAGACGAAGAUUUGGAAUAUGCAAUAAACAAUACUUAUUCGCAUGAACUAGUAGAGAAAUAUGCCCCUAAGUGUCUAGAUAACUUGUCGAAGAGUCCUCUAGACCCACUCAAGACAUCAUAA